AAUCUAACAAAUGCGCGAUCUAUUCAGGACAUUGGAAAAAUUAAAAAGUGAAACAGUCAUGGAAUAUUGUGAAGAAUUUAAUGGCAUCAAAUCGGUGUUGGAACAUUGUAACAAACAUGUCAAGCCAUUCAAUAAAGUCUAUUUUCGAGGAGGUAAUGAGGCAUUCAUAAAUGAAUUGGUGAGACGUUUACAAGAAUAUUUAACCGAGGCUGGAUUGGUGGAUAAAGAAACGAAGAAACCCUUGCCGGAAAAGGGACAUAUUAUGAGGAAAAUAUUAAUGUUUCUCAUGUUCAAUACAGAUGCCACAUAUAAAUAUGAUUUACGUAGUGAUCAAAAUAUUGUCCAUGUCUUGGAAAUAUGUCCAUUGCUGCCGAAAUUUAUGCUCGUCACCUUGGUGUGGGAGCUAUAUUUGGAUCAAUAUUUUAAUGAGAUGUUAUCCUAUGCACCAUGUUGGUUUUCAUUUCAAUAUUUUGAACCAGCCACAGAUUCUCUAAAAUAUAUCGAUGAUGCCUUUGAGGUCCUGGCCAAAGUUGAACAACUUCUAAAGGCAAUAUUUAUAUCAAUCACUCGUUCGGAACUGAGAAUAAUGGAUAGUGUGGAUACACGGAUAAUUUAUAAUAAACUAUAUGAUUAUGCCAUGAAUCUAUUGCGGCUCUUUUAUACUCCCGAUGCUGAGAAAUUUAAAAAUUUCAGUAAGAAAAAAAUGUAUAAAUAUUCAGGGUUUGCCUUGAAGCAUUUGCUGCAAAUGGUCCUCUACGCAUUUGAUGUCUAUGAAAAUGGGGAUUUAGCAAAUCCCGCGGAAGAUUGGCCGGAAUAUGAUAUUUGUCAACAGCCAUGUAAGAAGGUAAAUGGCAAUGUUUCCACAGCGGAAAGUAAAGAGUUAAAGGAACAGCAAAUGAAAAUAAUUACCGCCCUUCUAAAUGCUCUACAAAACAAUGUGCUGCUGGUGAAAAUUGAUAUUUUCAUAUAUUGGGUUGAAAUCGAUAUAAAUGAUAAACAAACCCUACAAGAGGUGGUGGGUGAAAUGGCAUAUCGCGUGGGCGAGAGAAUGUUGAAAAAUAAAACCUUUGGUCAUGAUGUCCAACAGCAGCUGAAGGUCAUUGAAAUACGUCCCCGAACUUUGGAAGAAACUGUACAAGAGGCUCGUAUUGGCGACAUACUCAAUGCUCUCGAUGAUCAAUCACUUGACUAUAAAGUUCGACGAGCCUGGUUUAAUGAACUCAUCAACCGCACUGUUGUGGCUCUCGGCAACGAUGAAUGUCUGCAAACGAUUAAACAAAACAUUAAACUAAUGUCCGUGGAAAAUUGCAAACAAAUAUUAGAUUUUAUAAAAUUGGAAAUAAUACGCAAUCAUAACGAAGAUUUAAAUGAUUCGAAUAUUGACACCAAACCGAAUAUAGAAAAUAUGGAUAUUGAUCCGGAGGAUUAUGAAGAACUGUCCGAGCUAGUUCUCUUGGCAAUGGAAAAUUUCAAUGAAGAUCACAUUCUCGAUAUACUCAACUACCAAUGUAAACUCUUUGGUUAUGAAUCGACGCUGUUUGCACGUUCCGAUAUCACCAAUCGUAGUACAGAAUUCUUUAAUAAAUGUGCUGCAGCCGACACAAGUGAAUUUGAUAUGCAACAAUUUCUUCUACUCACCUUUGAACAGGCGCAAUUGUUGUGGCAAAAUUUCUUUGAAUGUGCAUGCCACAAUCUGCAGCACAUCAGCAAUUAUGUCAAGGCCGUAAAACGUUGUCGCCCCUUAUCCAAUAAUUAUUUCCGACCUCAAUUAAUGGCAGCCUUCAAUGAUUUAUCAUGUCUGGAGCAGCGUUAUUUCCCUGCCCUGCUAUGUGAAAUAUAUUUUACACUCUAUUACCCGGAUAAUAAAACGGAAUUCCUAAAGCAAAUCAUCCACAAACAAGUUAAUCAAUUUUUGGAUAAUCAACAAUUUACCUAUCUACUGCCAUUGGUGAAAUGUUUGAAUUUAAUUAAUUCCUACGGGGAAUCACAAUCGAAUAAACCAUUGAAUUUUGGUGAAAUAACUGCUCCGGUACUGCUGAUGGCUGCACAAAUUAUGGAUAAGGCGCGUUGGGAUUUGAUAACUUAUACAGAUGUACGAGAUGAAAUUGUGCGAGAAUGUAUUCAAUUUAUCCAGAAGACAUCGAAGAAAUUUCUACCAAAUGCCACGGAGAAGGAUCGCAAAUGGAUAACCAAAGUCAUUAAGGAUUCAUAUAAACCCUUAACACAAUACUAUUUUCAAAAAUAUUCAAUGACACCCGAUCAAAUACCCAUAGAAUUUGAUCGUUUUCUAAUACGGCUGGAUAUCGAGGAUAAAUCCGAAGCGGAAAUGUUUCUCAUUAUUAACUACGUCCGCUGUACCAUGAAAGAAACCGAAUGGCUGGCACGCAGCGAACGUCUUCUGCCACACAUUUCCGAUGUUAUGAUCAUCUUGAGCGGUGUCGUUAAUGAAACUGAAAAUCCCAAUGCCAUUAAUAAUUAUCGUCAUUGUUUGGCCAACUAUGCAAAUAUUGUCCAACGAUUUUUGCUACCCCAAAUCGAAGAUGAUAAUAAGGCAAUUGAAAAGUUGGAAAUUAAAGUGUUGAAAAUUAUCUCCUCAGCACCGGAACAAAUCUAUGAGGAGACAUUCAUGAGUUUUGAAUCGCUGCUAUUGGAUAUAGUACGUAAAUGUGGACGACCCUUAGAGGAGAGUAUUUCGAAGAAUAUACAGAAAUAUGUGGACACCAUGAAGGAGUGCAGUGCCAAGCAAAUAUUUUUGGAUAAAUUCAAGGCAUUGGUGGUGGAAAUGUCUUAA
Molecule: messenger RNA, 2791 nt
Organism: Musca vetustissima
Lineage: Eukaryota; Metazoa; Arthropoda; Insecta; Diptera; Muscidae
Exons: 4
Coding region: 11-2791 (926 amino acids)
Source: RefSeq, a predicted model, not a curated record